AUGUAUCAAAGAGUUGUACUGCGGUACUGUGAAUCGUUGCAUGGCCGAUGGAAUCUUCAAGAAAUUCGAGCGGUUUUCCUUCGUCGACAUCUCCUCCAAAACACAGCUUUAGAGCUUUUCCUCUCCACCAGAACUGCAAUCAUGUUUGCAUUCCCGGAUCAGGAUACGGUGAAGAAAGUUGUCUACCAAUUGCCCCGAGUUGGUGUUGGAGUCAAAUAUGGACUUCCACAAAGUCGAAAAACUUCCCUAAUGACACCCCGACAACUCUUCAAACACUCAGAUAUGUGCCAAAAAUGGCAAAAACGAGAGAUUUCGAAUUUCGACUAUUUGAUGUUCCUGAAUACGGUGGCUGGCCGAACUUUCAAUGAUUUAAAUCAAUAUCCCGUUUUCCCGUGGAUUCUUUCCAAUUACACUUCAGAGACUCUUGACUUAAACCAAGCCAGCAAUUUCAGAGAUUUGAGCAAGCCAAUUGGUGCUUUGUCGGAGUCUCGACGCAAAUUUUUCCAAGAUCGCUACUCGAAUUGGGAAGAUGAGACAAUCCCUCCAUUUCACUAUGGAACUCAUUAUUCGACACAAGCAUUCACUCUUAAUUGGCUUUUCAGAGUGGAACCUUUCACUUCGAUGUUCAUUCAUAUGCAAAGCGGGAAAUUUGAUCAUCCCGAUCGGAUGUUUCAUUCUUUGGCUGAGACCUGGGAAAGAUGCCAAAGAGAUAGCCAUGAUGUUAAGGAACUGAUUCCCGAGCUUUUUUAUUUACCGGAGUUGUUCCGAAACUCCAAUGGAUUCCCACUUGGAAAAAGAGCGGAUGGAGCAAAACUUGAUGACAUCAUAUUGCCGCCAUGGGCUCGUGGAGCUGAACACUUUGUUUUGCUUCAUCGACAAGCUCUUGAAAGCAAUUUAGUUAGUUGUCAACUCAAUCAAUGGAUCGAUCUUAUUUUUGGAUACAAACAACGUGGACCUGAAGCGGUGAGAGCAACAAAUGUCUUCUAUUAUCUGACCUAUGAAGGAUCGGUGAACGUGAAUGCAAUUGAGAAUCCAUCACAAGCCGAAGCAGUCAAACAACAAAUACAAAGCUUUGGGCAAACUCCUGCUCAAUUGUUAACCGAAGCUCAUCCACCACGACAUUCAGUGAUGACAAUUACUCCAAUGAUGUUCCGGCGAUGUGAGGACGAUUUGUGCAUGUUGAUGAAGUUCAUCUCUAACUCACCAAUUGUUUACCUUGCUGCAAACACUUGGUCUCAACUUGCACAACCAACUGUUCUCUCAAUCGCGAAUAACCUUGUCUUUGCUCUCAAUCGAUGGGAUAACGGUUAUAAAUACACUUCGAAUCGUCCAUCAGCUCUUGCAAUGAACGAUAAGCAAGCCGAAGCGGAUGCUAAUCAAGUCGAACUACCAUUGACAGUGGAUCCACUUUUGGCUUCAGGUAACCCAUCGCAACCACCGCCACGAAGACAUCUUGGCGAUUCUUUCGAUCAACGAAUGAAAAUUAAAUGGAAUAACUUUGUUUCAACAACCGAUACUCGUUUCAUCAUCGCUUGUGGUUAUCCGGACUAUUCAUUCCGAGUCAUUGACCUUGAUUCUGCUCGUGUUCGUCAAGUUGUUUAUGGACAUGGAGAUGUGGUGACAUGUGUGGCUAGAUCGGAGACUUCUCUUUUUUCUGAUUGUUAUGUUGCAACUGGGAGUCUUGAUUGUACAGUAGCCCUAUGGCACUGGAAUGGACAAGCUGGAGUGGUCGCUGGAGAGUACAAUCUACCCGGAGAGACACCAUCACCGAGAGCAAUUCUCACUGGACAUGAUGCAAAGAUUACAGCACUUUCUGUUUCUGCCGAACAUGGGAUGGUUCUUUCUGGGUGUGAAGAUGGCACUGUUCUCAUGCACACAACUUCUGGUGAUCUGUUGAGAAGAAUCGAAGGACCCGACAAAGUUUCUCUGCUUUUCAUGAGUCGCGAUUGUGUGGUGUUUGUGCUUUAUGGAACAUCGAUCAUUCGCACAUUCUCCACAACGGCAAGACCACUUGAUGAACAAGUGAUUCAGGAACGAUUAGAGUGCGCUUGCUUAACGCGUGAUAGCGAAUAUGUGGUAGCUGGAUCGGAUAGUGGACGAGUACACAUUUGGAGACUCUUUCCCCUUGAACAUCUUUACACUUUCCAGCAAACGGAUAGUCCAGUUCGAUGUGUUGCUGUGUCAGCUUCUCAUCGCUUCAUUUUGGGUGGUCUUGAUUCGGGUGCCAUUGUUGUUUUCAAUGUCGAUUUCAACAAAUGGUACUACGAAUAUAAACAUCGUUAUGCCGAGAAUAAACGU
Messenger RNA from Mesorhabditis belari, 2298 nucleotides. The record is from the annotation of a GenBank genome assembly. NCBI's taxonomy places the organism in Eukaryota, Metazoa, Nematoda, Chromadorea, Rhabditida, Rhabditidae.